AUGGCUUCUUCCGUCCGAUCGGCCAACCUCCUGCGCACCUCGGCCAAGCAGUUCCUGCCCACCAGUCUCGUCCCACGGGCCCGUCCGAGUGCCUUCCGAUCAUCGUUCUACUCCACCCCGUCCGCCGGGACGGCCCAGUCGUCCUCCGCGCCGCCGCCGCCGCCGCCGCCGCAUGCGGAGUCCAAGUCGUCCAAGGCCCCCUUGAUCGCCGGGCUCGCCCUCGGUGGUGUCGGCUUGGCCUACUACUUCUACGCCCUCGACUCCGACUCUGAUGUCCAGAAGAGAUACACUACCCCCAAAUCCGCUAACAGUAACCUCAACUUCCAGGCGGUUUAUAACGAUAUCGCCGCGAUCUUGGAGGACAGUAACUACGACGAUGGGUCCUACGCUCCCGUCCUCGUACGUCUCGCCUGGCACGCCUCUGGGACUUACGACAAGGAAUCCAAGACCGGUGGCAGUAACGGGGCCUCGAUGCGCUUUGCACCCGAAAGUAACCACGGCGCGAACGCGGGUCUGGGUGUAGCCCGGGAAAAGCUCGAGCCGAUCUACAAGAAGUACGCCCGCUCGGGGCUGACGUAUUCCGACCUCUGGACGCUUGCCGGGGUGGCUGCGAUCCAGGAGAUUGGUGGGCCCAAGAUCCCGUGGCGUCCGGGCCGCCAGGACGGAGUUGGGCCAGAGAGCUGUCCCCCGGAUGGCCGGCUCCCCGAUGGCGACAAGGACCAAGACCACGUGCGAAAAAUCUUCUUCCGCAUGGGCUUUAACGACCAGGAAAUCGUCGCCCUUCUCGGCGUCCACGCCCUCGGUAGAUGCCACACCGAUCGCUCAGGCUUCGAAGGCCCUUGGACUUUCUCCCCUACCACCUUCUCUAACGACUACUACCGUCUACUCUUCGACGAGAAGUGGCAGCCUCGCAAGUGGUCCGGUCCGCCUCAAUACGAGGACAAGAAGACCAAGAGUCUGAUGAUGUUGACGACGGAUAUGUGUAUUGUCAUGGACAAGAGCUUCCGCAACUGGGCUAAAAAGUAUGCGACCGACGAAAAAGUGUUCUUUGACGACUUCUCUAAAGCUUUUUCUAAGCUCAUCGAACUCGGCGUCCCGGAAGAAAACUUUGCUGGGAAAGCGCCAAUGACCUUGAAAACUUUGGAUGAACAAGGCAUCCAAAUCGCGUAG
Messenger RNA from Puccinia triticina, 1170 nucleotides. RefSeq lists its product as uncharacterized. Gene Ontology annotation, biological process: hydrogen peroxide catabolic process; response to reactive oxygen species; cellular response to oxidative stress. The transcript has 4 exons. Bases 1 to 1170 code for a protein of 389 amino acids. The record is from RefSeq and is a predicted model, not a curated record. Gene Ontology annotation, molecular function: peroxidase activity; heme binding. NCBI's taxonomy places the organism in Eukaryota, Fungi, Basidiomycota, Pucciniomycetes, Pucciniales, Pucciniaceae.